AAUUCGCUACAGGUUUUCAGUUUCCCAACGCAGUUCAACAAACAGACACACGUUUAAAAAAAAAAAUAGAAACAAAAAACCGACAGCAUGAAGCAAUUUCUCAUAUUGGUCGUUUGCGCAUUGGGCGCCAGUCGCGCGGAUGUGUCGCACCUGCAGCUGGCCACCACACCAGAGCCACAUGCGCCAGCUAAUCCGUAUGUGUUCAGCUACCAGGCGGGACGUGCGCCUGGUCAUGUAGAUCGCCAGCAUACAGAGGUGUCCGAUGGUUCGGGCGUUAUACGCGGCGCCUUCUCCUAUGUGGAUCCCAAGAAUCAGGUGCGCACCGUUCAGUACGUGGCCGAUGAGAAUGGCUUCCAUCCGCAGCUGAGUCAUCAGCUGGAGGACAGCGAAGCCGUCAAGGCGGCCAAGCGCAAGCACUUUGCUGCCUAUAAUCGCAUUGCGCAAGAGCACGCCAGCCACACACCAGGCCAAGCGUCGCUCGCAGCUGCUCCCCAUGGCAGCGCUGCCGUCAAUUAUGCAACCCAAAAACAUUUGAGCGCAUAUGAGCGUAUUGCAGCGGAGCAUGCUGCUAUUGGGGCCCAGCAGGAGGCGCAACGUUUGGCACUGGCCGCUCAGUCGGAGCACGGCGACAUUGACAAUGGACAAUAUCAUCCAUAAGUUGCUAAGUUCUAAAAGUGUGUUCAAUAAACAAUUGAUUUGAAAAUA
Drosophila virilis is the source of this 705-nucleotide messenger RNA. RefSeq names its product adult-specific rigid cuticular protein 11.9. Gene Ontology annotation, molecular function: structural constituent of chitin-based larval cuticle. Gene Ontology annotation, cellular component: chitin-based extracellular matrix. NCBI's taxonomy places the organism in Eukaryota, Metazoa, Arthropoda, Insecta, Diptera, Drosophilidae. The record is from RefSeq and is a predicted model, not a curated record.